CUAAAGACGGGGUAAAAACAGAAGAGGACCUUCAUUGUAACCGAGCCAUAGGACUAACCACUUUCAAAAUGCCCGGAAAGAAAGUCUGCAUCGUUGGAUCUGGAAACUGGGGCUCCUCCAUCGCCAAAAUCAUCGGGCGCAAUGUCAAAGCGUCCAACCGCUUCGACCCAAUGGUCAACAUGUGGGUGUAUGAAGAAAUGAUCGAUGGGAGGAAGCUCACGGAGAUCAUCAAUACGGAUCAUGAAAAUGUCAAAUAUCUACCAGGUCACAAGCUGCCCAGGAAUGUGAUCGCUGUCCCAGACAUCACAGAAGCCGUCAAAGGAGCAAAGAUCCUCGUGUUUGUGAUCCCGCACCAGUUCAUCGGCAAGCUCUGUGAUCAGAUGAAACCUCACAUCACAGAGGGAACCAUCGGGAUAUCGCUCAUCAAAGGUAUAGAUGAGGGACCAGAUGGAUUGAAGCUCAUCUCAGACAUCAUCCGAGAAAAACUGGAGAUUGAGGUCAGCGUCCUGAUGGGGGCCAACAUCGCCAGCGAGGUGGCAGAUGAGAAGUUCUGUGAAACCACCAUUGGGGCCAAAAAUGAGGGAAACGGCCAAAUCUUCAAAGAGCUGCUUCAGACUUCCAACUUUCGCAUCAACGUCGUACAUGAGAGUGACACAGUGGAGCUGUGCGGAGCCUUAAAGAAUAUUGUGGCGGUAGGUGCUGGAUUCUGCGACGGCCUUGGUUUCGGCGACAACACCAAAGCGGCGGUGAUCAGGCUGGGUCUGAUGGAAAUGGUCGCCUUCUCCAAACUGUUCUGCAAAAGCCAAGUGAGCUCCUCCACCUUCCUGGAAAGCUGCGGCGUGGCCGACCUCAUCACCACCUGCUACGGGGGACGGAACCGUAAAGUUGCCGAGGCCUUCGUCAAAACAGCCAAGUCAAUCGCUGAACUGGAGGCAGAAAUGCUCAACGGCCAGAAGCUUCAGGGUCCCCAGACUUCAGCUGAGGUCUACAAGAUCCUGCAAAAGAACGACAUAGUCAACCAGUUUCCCUUGUUUGCAGCCGUCUACCAGAUCUGCUUUGAGGGGAAAGAGGUGAAAGAGUUCAUCACCUGUCUGCAGAACCAUCCAGAACACAUGUAAUGUGACCAGUCUGCAGGCAGGUCCGCUGCUGCUCCUUCAGUAACAAUUUACCAUCACUAGAGGGUGAAAGAGGUUCAUAAGGCAGAGACGCACAAUACAACAAAGCAAACUCAACCACUUUUCACUUAAGAUCAUUUUUUAUCGGUGACAUUUCAUUAAAAAAAACAAACAAACUAUAUUUGUUCUUAGCUUCGAAAGCAAUUUAUUUAAUUGACUUUGCUCUUAUUUUGCGAAAGGUUCUUUAAUAUUUUUUGGGCUUUUGUUCAGUGAAGUAAAAAUAUCAAUUAAAUGAUACAAAGCUGUAUUUUUUAACUGUGGUUGGUAUAAAACUCUCUCUAAGGCAGACCACUCCACUUGUAUUCUUACUGUAAGAGCUGUAAAAAGUAAUUUUGUAUUGUGUCACAUAAAUGCAACAAUGUCCGUCUUGAUUUCACUACAUGCAAGUGUGUUUACAAUCUCAAAAUUAUUAUUUUUUUUAAUCUGUAUGUGGAGUUGUUUUCUCAAUUAAAUCAAUUCAUAUGAA
Messenger RNA from Seriola dumerili (greater amberjack), 1641 nucleotides. RefSeq names its product glycerol-3-phosphate dehydrogenase [NAD(+)], cytoplasmic-like (gene gpd1c). Gene Ontology annotation, biological process: carbohydrate metabolic process; glycerol-3-phosphate catabolic process. Bases 69 to 1118 code for a protein of 349 amino acids. The transcript is spliced from 8 exons. Lineage: Eukaryota; Metazoa; Chordata; Actinopteri; Carangiformes; Carangidae. The record is from RefSeq and is a predicted model, not a curated record. Gene Ontology annotation, molecular function: protein homodimerization activity; glycerol-3-phosphate dehydrogenase [NAD(P)+] activity; NAD binding. Gene Ontology annotation, cellular component: cytosol; glycerol-3-phosphate dehydrogenase (FAD) complex.